AUGAGUAAUGAAGUUAAUAUUAGAGAACAAAUACAAAACUAUUUAAUAGAGUCUGGUAAUUAUGAGAAUAUUUCUAAUAAAUUAACACAACGAUUAAUUGAGGAUGGAUGGGUUGAUAAAAUGAAAAUUAAAAUCAAACAAGAAAUAAUGUCAAAUAAAGAAAUUAAAUAUAAUGAACUAUUAAAUAAAAUGGAACCUGAGGGUCAUAAUUUAUUAAAUGAACAAAUUAAAAAUGAAAUUAUUAAUGAGAUUCAAGCCAUUUUAGACGAAAUAAUUGAACAAUAA
Molecule: messenger RNA, 285 nt
Organism: Henningerozyma blattae CBS 6284
Lineage: Eukaryota; Fungi; Ascomycota; Saccharomycetes; Saccharomycetales; Saccharomycetaceae
Gene: SUS1
Product: Sus1p
Exons: 2
Coding region: 1-285 (94 amino acids)
Biological process (GO): regulation of transcription by RNA polymerase II; poly(A)+ mRNA export from nucleus; positive regulation of DNA-templated transcription
Cellular component (GO): DUBm complex; SAGA complex; nuclear pore
Molecular function (GO): chromatin binding; transcription coactivator activity
Source: RefSeq, a predicted model, not a curated record